Magnolia sinica is the source of this 2122-nucleotide messenger RNA. RefSeq names its product NAC domain-containing protein 75. NCBI's taxonomy places the organism in Eukaryota, Viridiplantae, Streptophyta, Magnoliopsida, Magnoliales, Magnoliaceae. Bases 288 to 1580 code for a protein of 430 amino acids. The transcript is spliced from 7 exons. Gene Ontology annotation, biological process: regulation of DNA-templated transcription. Gene Ontology annotation, molecular function: transcription cis-regulatory region binding; DNA-binding transcription factor activity. The record is from RefSeq and is a predicted model, not a curated record. Gene Ontology annotation, cellular component: nucleus.
AAGUUAUCUCUCUCUCUCAUACACACACAACAGCCUUCAUGCACUACUUAAAUUAGAGUAGGGUUAUUAAAGGUGUAGGUUUUGAGGCACCUUUUCCUUUUUCUCAUUGGCUUCAGUUAAAGGUGGAGGGAAUUCUGGUGUUUUCCAUGGCGAAAGCAGUCAACAUGCUCGAGGAAAUUCGGACGUAGAGUGCUGAAUUAGAAGGGAAGGAGGAGGGGAUUGAUGCGGAAAAGAGAAGAAAUUCAUUAAAAUGAUGAAAACAGACAUCUAGUUCACAUGAAUUAGCCAUGAAUAAGAGCAAUAUAGGUUCAAUUAGCAGUUCUGAUCUCAUCGACGCAAAGCUAGAAGAACAUCAGAUGUGUGGAUCCAAGCAGUGCCCGGGAUGUGGACACAAGCUCGAACGGAGACCGGAUUGGUUAGGGCUUCCAGCGGGAGUGAAAUUUGAUCCAACAGACCAGGAACUGAUAGAACAUCUAGAAGCGAAGGUUGAAUCUGAGCAGUCGAAAUCUCACCCUCUGAUUGAUGAAUUCAUCCCUACCAUCGAAGGAGAAGAUGGGAUUUGCUACACCCAUCCGGAGAAACUUCCAGGUGUCACAAAAGAUGGUCUGAGCAGGCACUUCUUCCACAGGCCAUCAAAAGCCUACACCACAGGAACAAGGAAGAGAAGGAAAAUACAAACAGAAUGUGACUUACAAGGGGGUGAGACCAGGUGGCACAAGACAGGCAAGACAAGACCUGUGAUGGUCAAUGGCAAGAAAAAAGGCUGCAAGAAGAUCUUGGUCUUGUACACCAACUUUGGCAAGCAUAGGAAACCUGAAAAGACUAACUGGGUCAUGCACCAAUACCACCUUGGCCAGUCUGAAGAAGAGAAAGAAGGUGAACUUGUAGUUUCCAAGAUCUUCUACCAGACCCAACCCAGGCAAUGCAACUGGUCUGAUAAAAGUGGGCCAGGAGAAGGAUCUGACCAUAGAAGGGAGAGUGGGAGUGGGGUCUCUUCUUCCAAAGACGUUAUUAGUCCUCUAGAUGAAUUAGGUGGUACUGGUCAUGGGAUUUCUGGCUACAGUACUAUGGAUAUUCAGCAAAUGAAGUCUGAUAAUUUCAGCUUUGCACCAUUCAGAAAGAGCUUUGAUGAGGUGGGAAUGGGGGAUGCUUCAAAGGCAAGGGAGGCCUCAUCUCGCACGUGCGAGGAGCAUGAGGAGCACGAGCACCAGAGACAUCACAUGACCCAUGAGCAGCCCCACCAGCCAGUUGCAACAGCAGCCUUCCACGUCAGCAGGCCUUCAAACCCCAUCUCUACCAUCAUAUCUCCUCCCCUCCACCAAACCUCCAUUGUGCUUGCUGAUCCCUAUCACCAUGUCCCCAGGAUCCUCCUCCAAGAUGACAAAUUCCAGCAGCACCAGCAACAACAACAUCAGAAACUGGCAGAAAGAUCUGGUUCAUCUGGGCUGGAAGAACUAAUAAUGGGUUGCACUUCAGCUGCUGGCAUGAAAGAGGACUCAUCAAUGACAAACCCUCAAGAGACAGAAUGGCUGAAGUACACCUUCUGGACUGACCCUGACAACCCAGAUCAUCAUGGGUAGGAGCACAUUAGCCCAACCACAAAAAGGAAAAAAGAAAAAAGAAAAAAAAAGAAGGAAAAAAACUCUAACAUAUAUCAUCAUCAUCAGUACUUGAAAUUAUCUAGCAGCUCUUUUUCAAGAGAAGAAGCUAAAGACCCAUCUACGGCUUCCUCUUUUUUCUUCCUUUGGAUAAGGUCUGGUGGUUCAACUAAACUAACUGUAGAAUAAUCCAACUUGGAAAGAUAGAAAAAGACCAAAAGAAGAGAAGGAAGAAGGAAAAAAAAAAAGAAAGAAAGAAAAAGAAAAGAAAAGAAAAGCUGAUGGUGCUGACAAUAGAGAAGGCCAAAGGGCUAGAAAACCUAUCAGACAUGCAUGGAAAUCAUGACUACCAUCAUUACCGUAUCUUAAUCGCCACCAUAUAUUAUUAUUAUUAUUAUUAUUAUUAUUAUUAUUUUAUUUUUUAAAUUUCUUUACCAUGUGUAUUAUCUUUCCUUUGUGUUCAAACUUCAAACACAUAAACCAAAGGGUUUGUUCAAAAGUAAUAGGUGUUGUUGUAGCUGCUA